This is a messenger RNA of Lolium perenne, 2163 nucleotides long. RefSeq names its product glucomannan 4-beta-mannosyltransferase 9. The record is from RefSeq and is a predicted model, not a curated record. Gene Ontology annotation, molecular function: mannan synthase activity. Gene Ontology annotation, cellular component: Golgi apparatus. Lineage: Eukaryota; Viridiplantae; Streptophyta; Magnoliopsida; Poales; Poaceae.
AUGCAUAUAUAUGCUGUACACUGGGUGAAUUGCACAGUGCAGCUGCACCCUGAAUUGCUAGUGAUGGUCGUCCAUGGCCAAGAAAACUACUACGAGUUCCUUUCCAUUUUAGCCCCAAAUUAAGCCAGAACUAGUCUGAAUCAGCCCGCAGCCGGAGGAGAAAGAUUGGUAGGAAGAAGAAUAGUGAGUGGAGAUGGGUCGGGGCGUGAGCAUGUUGAUGAUGGCGCACGCGGCGUGGGCGGGCGUGCGGUACACAGUGGUGCUGCCGCUGCUGCACGUCGCCGUCUACCUCUGCGCCGCCAUGUCGCUCAUGCUCUUCGUGGAGCGUCUUUACAUGGGGAUCGUCGUCGCAGGUCUCUGGCUCAACCGCCGCCACCGUCGUCGUCGUGGCAGGAGGGGAAGAGAUGCGGCCGCCAUCGUCGACGACAAGAGGGAUGAUUCCGAUGACCUGGAGGCCGGCGGCGCGGAGAAGCCCAUGGUGCUCGUCCAGAUCCCCAUGUUCAACGAGAAGCAGGUGUACCGCCUGUCGAUUGGCGCGGCGUGCGGUCUGUGGUGGCCGAGCGAGAAGCUGGUGAUCCAGGUGCUGGACGACUCGACGGACGGCACUAUCAGGUCGCUGGUGGAGGCGGAGUGCCGGCGGUGGGCAAGCAAGGGCAUCCGCGUCCACUACGAGAACCGGAGCAACCGCAACGGGUACAAGGCGGGCGCCAUGCGGGAGGGCCUCAAGAAGGACUACGCCAGGGACUGCCAGUUCGUCGCCGUCUUCGACGCCGACUUCCAGCCAGACGCCGAUUUCCUCCGCCGCACCGUGCCGCUGCUCCUGGCUGACCCGGCCGUGGCCCUCGUCCAGGCCCGGUGGCUCUUCGUCAACGCCGACGAGUGCAUCCUCACGCGGAUCCAGGAGAUGUCUCUCGACUACCACUUCUCCGUGGAGCAGGAGGUGGGCUCUGCCUGCCAUGCCUUUUUCGGGUUCAACGGCACCGCUGGGGUGUGGCGCCUGCAGGCCCUGGCCGACGCCGGCGGGUGGAAGGACCGCACCACCGUGGAGGACAUGGACCUGGCAGUGAGAGCCAGCAUGAGAGGGUGGAAGUUCGUCUUCGCCGGCGACGUCAAGGUCAGGAACGAGCUGCCCAGCACCUUCAAGGCCUACAGGUAUCAGCAGCACCGGUGGUCCUGCGGCCCAGCCAACCUGAUGAGGAAGAUGUUCUGGGAGAUCGUGACGAGCAAGCAGGUGUCGGCGUGGAAGAAGUUCCAUGUCCUCUACGGCUUCUUCUUCGUCAGGAAGGUGGUGGCGCACCUCGUCACCUUCCUCUUCUACUGCGUCGUCAUACCCGCCUGCGUGCUAGUGCAGGGGGACAUCCGACUCCCCAAGUACGUCGCCAUGUACGUCCCCGCCAUCAUCACCCUGCUCAAUGCUAUCUGCACGCCCCGCUCGUGGCACCUCCUCGUCUUCUGGAUCCUCUUCGAGAACGUCAUGUCCAUGCAUAGAUCCAAGGCCACCAUCAUCGGACUCCUUGAGGCCAGCCGAGCAAACGAGUGGGUCGUCACAGAGAAGCUCGGAUCGACGACGACAACGAUGGCCACCAAGAAGAAGAAGAACCAGAACCAGGGUUUCCACACACCCGAGAUCCUUUUGGGCCUCUGCCUCCUCUACUGCGCCAUCUAUGACAUCAUCUUUGGUCAUGAUCACUUCUACAUCUACCUGCUCAUGCAAUCAGCCGCUGCCUUCGUCAUUGGAGUUGGCUACAUCGGCUCCCAAUAACACCUACAUACUUGCACUGCAUAUCUAGUUUGUUUAUUUGUUUGUUACAGGACCAAAUUAAACUUGUAGUACCUUCGACAUUUACUGUUGAUAUAUGCAUUUGCAUGUAAAGAAACAGAAAAUAAGCGCUUCAGAGAGACAUUGGAGGAAAAGCAAAUCAAGAUGCCAUAGCAUUCUCAGCAUAUGAUUUCUAUAUAUAUCAUGUCAACGACAAAACUUAUAAUGUUGCACAAGGAGGACCAUAAAGGAAGAUGAAUAAAAAUGAAGAAAUGGGGCUAUGGUUUCGAAGUAAAACCUUCGUUAGAUCGGCUAACAAAUUACUCUAAUUCGACUGCCUUGACUUCAAAUUCUUCUCUGGUUGACAGUAUCUUCACACGAACCAUGCCACGCUCCCACUCGGA